Messenger RNA from Trichosurus vulpecula (common brushtail), 984 nucleotides. RefSeq names its product cGMP-dependent protein kinase 1-like. The record is from RefSeq and is a predicted model, not a curated record. The transcript has 7 exons. Lineage: Eukaryota; Metazoa; Chordata; Mammalia; Diprotodontia; Phalangeridae. Gene Ontology annotation, molecular function: ATP binding; cGMP-dependent protein kinase activity. The coding region runs from base 1 to 984 and encodes 327 amino acids.
AUGGGCACGCUGCGCGAUCUGCAGUACGCGCUCCAGGAGAAGAUCGAGGAGCUGAGGCAGCGCGACGCGCUCAUAGACGAGCUGGAGCUGGAGCUCGACCAGAAGGACGAGCUCAUCCAGAAGCUGCAGAACGAGCUGGACAAGUACCGCUCGGUGAUCCGGCCCGCCACGCAGCAGGCGCAGCAGGCGCAGCAGGCACAGCAGGCGGCGCAGCAGGCGGCGCAGCCCGGCGGCGGCGCGGGUAGCGGCGGAGGCGAGCCCCGCACCAAGCGGCAGGCGAUCUCAGCCGAGCCCACUGCCUUCGACUUGCAGGACCUCAGCCACGUGACGCUGCCCUUCUACCCCAAGAGCCCCCAGUCCAAGGAUCUUAUCAAGGAAGCCAUCCUUGAUAAUGACUUCAUGAAGAACCUAGAGCUGUCUCAGAUCCAGGAGAUUGUGGAUUGUAUGUAUCCCGUGGAGUAUGGCAAAGACAGCUGCAUCAUCAAAGAAGGCGAUGUGGGCUCCCUGGUGUACGUCAUGGAAGAUGGAAAGGUGGAAGUUACCAAAGAAGGGGUGAAGCUGUGCACUAUGGGACCAGGCAAAGUCUUUGGAGAACUGGCGAUUCUAUACAACUGUACCCGCACAGCCACCGUCAAAACUCUUGUAAAUGUGAAACUCUGGGCCAUUGAUCGACAAUGUUUUCAGACAAUAAUGAUGAGGACAGGCCUCAUCAAGCACACGGAGUAUAUGGAAUUUUUGAAAAGUGUCCCCACAUUCCAGAGCCUCCCUGAAGAGAUCCUAAGCAAGCUGGCUGAUGUUCUGGAAGAGACACACUAUGAGAAUGGGGAAUACAUCAUCAGGCAAGGGGCCCGAGGGGACACCUUCUUCAUCAUCAGCAAAGGAACGGUAAAUGUCACUCGAGAAGAUUCCCCAAGUGAAGACCCAAUCUUUCUUCGUACUUUAGGGAAAGGAGAUUGGUUUGGAGAAAAGGCCCUGCAGGGGUAA